AUGUCGGAAGAUCCGCGGGAGCGGUAUGUACUGGUCACGGUGGGCGCCGUGGAGGCAGCCACCAUCGAGGCGAAGAUUGAGAAAUCUCUGUACACUGCAAGAGAUAUUCUCAGAAGACAACCUGACUUACCAAUUGAUAAGUCCCUCUCUCCGACACGCGAUAUAGGCGCUUCAUCCUCAACAUUUUUGAGUGGCUCAGCCCGUGAUGGCGGUGCAAUCACGAACCGGAGUACGGCAGCGGGCACAGCGUCUCAGGAUGUCCUACAGGGCAGUAGUCUCACAGCUCGCUCGUCCACGUCCGGUUUUGACCCGAACUACUCGCCGUCUAGUCCUCGACCAUUUCGGAGAUAUGAACAGGCGUUGGCAAGGAGGGCGAAGGAAGAAGCGCGGUUCUUCAACAACGCCAGGUUAGAUAGUAG
Molecule: messenger RNA, 419 nt
Organism: Amoebophrya sp. A25
Lineage: Eukaryota; Dinophyceae; Syndiniales; Amoebophryaceae
Source: the annotation of a GenBank genome assembly